CCUCAGAACCGGAAGCCGGAAGUCACGCUUCUCUUGUUUCGGAGGCGAAGCGAGCUGAUAGUCCUUAAGCAGCUCUUUCAGAAGUGUGAAUGAACCAAAGAGUGAAAUCAGCACUGGAUCCACACUCUUCCAUCUGCAGCAACAUCGGCUGGCCCUGGAAACAGCAUUCAACAUUGUGGACGCAUCCUGGAAGCAAUUCAUCUCAGCACAGAAACCGUUUACAGUGGUUAACAGAGCAUCAUGUCCCAGGCAACCAAGCGCAAACAUGUAGUCAAAGAAGUGUUAGAGGAAUAUGUGGUUCCUUCAGCGAGACAGCAGAUUGUCCGGGUGCUGGGGACCCCAGGAAACAACCUCCAUGAAGUGGAGACCCCUGAGAGGACGCGGUUCCUGGUCAGCAUGCCCACCAAGUUCCGUAAGAACAUUUGGAUCAAGAGAGGAGAUUUCUUACUGGUUGAUCCCAUCGAAGAAGGCGAGAAAGUGAAAGCAGAAAUCACUUUUGUCCUCUACAAGGACCACGUUCGGUACCUUAAGAAGGAAGGAUAUUGGCCUGAUGCUUUCUUGGGAGACGUAAAAGGAACUCGAAGCAAUACUAAAGAAAGUAGAGAGGGCUUAGAAAGCACCCCUCAGUCUUCUGGGGAACAGGAUUCUGAAGAUGAUGACACUGACUUGUUUGUGAACACAAACCGAAUAACCUACGACUUUAUGGAGAGCGAGGAGAGCAGCGACUCGGAGGAAGAAGAAAAAUAACCACCAGCCUUACGGAGCAGAACAAGCCAGCCUGACACCGUGGUCUAACCCAGAAGGAACGUGGCUCGGAUCUCAGCCGAAGUGAGCGUGGGCUACUAGAUGUGGUCUCUUUAGGGCAGGGGUCUCCAAAUGUGGCAAGCUGAAGACUUGUGGACUCCAUGGCGGUCCGCGGCUGGCUGGGGAAUUCUGGGAAUUCUUCCACAAGUCUUCAAGUUGCCACAUUUGGAGACCCCUGCUUUAGGGGUUCAGGAGCCCCAACUCAGCUUCCCAAAGGACCACUAGAGUUCUCUGGUGCGACGACAUUAUCAUCAUCAGAAGGGCUGUAGUUGAAAUCCUCUGGUUCAGUUUUUGCUUUUUCCUUCUCAGGGUUUUGAGAAUGGGUUACUCUGCCCCGAAAUUUUUUACUCUUGGGGCCAGUUUUGGGCAGUUGUUUUCCUGCUUGGGGUUUGAAUGCUUCCAUUUGAAGUGCUGGAGGCAGCUGUGUGAACAUCUGCAACCUGCUGCAGAUUAAGGAGAAAGCUGGUUCUCGUUCAGCGCAUUGGCUUCCCUCUGUGGGUCCCUGGCCUCUACUCUUAAUUCGCUGUUUCUCUUUCCUUUGUUUGUUUAAUAAAAGCGUCCUUCAAAUGCA
This is a messenger RNA of Crotalus tigris (Tiger rattlesnake), 1375 nucleotides long. It is a transcript of the gene EIF1AD, whose product is annotated as eukaryotic translation initiation factor 1A domain containing. Lineage: Eukaryota; Metazoa; Chordata; Lepidosauria; Squamata; Viperidae. Gene Ontology annotation, cellular component: nucleus. The record is from RefSeq and is a predicted model, not a curated record. Gene Ontology annotation, biological process: translational initiation. The coding region runs from base 241 to 747 and encodes 168 amino acids. The transcript is spliced from 7 exons. Gene Ontology annotation, molecular function: translation initiation factor activity; RNA binding.